CCUCGGGUGGGGAGGGAACGUUCGAGCCCACCUGGCCGAGCCUGCGCGCGCCUGCCGGCUCUCGCCUUGUCCUGCCCGGAGUGACAGGCUAGCCCCGUCCCCCUCCUCCUUCUGGACGCCCCUGGUGGCGUCCCGACGCCUGCAGCCGGCCGCCCGUCAGCGGGAGACGGGGGAGCUUCCAGGCGGGCGAGGGAAAGAGGGAAAUAGCCAUGUCGAACGCAAUGUAUAAUAAGAUGUGGCAUCAGACCCAAGAAGCCCUCAAUUCUUUGCUUGAUAAAGAGUCCCAGAAUAUGAUGGAAUCACAAAGAAAUCAAGUUUUCAUCUUCCAAAUGCUGGCCACCUUCUACAUAAAAUAUGUGCAGAUCUUCAGAAACCUGGAGGAUGUCUAUGACCAGAUCGUCCACCCGCAGAAGCGAAUACUGAUCCGAAAAAUCCUGGAUGGAGUGAUGGGUCGUGUCCUGGAACUGAAGAAUGAAAUGGUUGAAUUGGAAUUAACCGAGUUUCACUACUUUGAUGACAUCCUACAGGAUCUAAAGUUGGCUCCUCAACAAUUAGAUAUUCCCAUCCCCAAGUAUUUUUUGAAGGAGAAAUUGGAAGUAAUCAAAGGAAGGGAGAAAAUUCUUGCUCAAAUAUUAACCAGCACUGGAUUAGAUAUACCCAAAAAGAAAUACAGCGUGAAGAGUAUCCCCCUAGAAGAGGCUGUUAAGCUAAUCCAGAUCUCCGAGAGAGCACGGCAAGGUCGCCUAAGAGCGAUGUUCAUGAAGCAAAUCUUCCUUCGAGAACACAGAUCAAAGCAAGCCAAGAUACUUGGCGAGAAAGUCGCCGACGUGGGAGCCGCCGCGCUGCAGAUUCAGAAGGUUUGGCGAGGUUUCCAUCAGUGUAAGAAAACCAAAAAACAGAGAGAGGAGGAGAUGAUAUUCCUGGGUAUGAAUCCACCUCCUCUGUUUAAUGAAGUCAGUGCUACAGUCAUCCAGGCUGAAAAGGUGGCCUCUCUGAGGAAUGAGAUGCAGAUAAAGCACGAGACGAACUACAAAGAAGCCUUGGUUACAAUCAAGGAUGACCUGAAAUUACUAGAAGGUCCAGAUAUCAAGGAGAACCUUCAAGACCAGAUCCGGCAUUGGUUCAUCGAAUGCAGGAACUUAACUGGCAUGUUUCCUGAGUACCCUAACGUGGAAGAAGGAGGGUCAGCAAUUAUCUUUUCCAACAAGACUCCGCAACAGGUCACUGAAGAUAUUAUUGCAACCCAAGAAGAGGAGGAGAAAAACAAAAAGAAAAAGAAGAAGAAGGCAAAGAAACCCAAGAAACCUAAAAAAGAAAAGGAAAAGAAAGAGACAAAGGAAAAAAACAAGGAAGAAGAUGAGGGAUGGAAAAUGUCACCGAGUGUGUUCCUUCCCAUGAUGGAGGAAGGAAACAACGUGUACAAAGACAUGUGGAAGAAUAGAGACGAGUCGUGGAAUUUCCCGCAGGACUAUGACCCGGAACUGAUCAAACAGGAGAAGCGAAAGGAACUAGAGUCCGAGAUCAGAGUGCAGGUGGAUGAGCUAAUGCGACAGGAGCUCAAAAACUUAAAACUGGCUGUGAACAGAGAAAAGGAGUAUCCGGUCAAAGUGGGAAAGAAGAAAGGUAAAAAGAAAAAGAAAGGGAAGAAAGGCAAAAAAGGGAAAAGAGGGAAGAAGGACAAAGAUCUAACAGCUGACAGGACCAUUGAGUCUCUGUAUAAGGAACUGGUGGAAGAAGGGCUGCUGAUCCAGGCUCUGAAAGUUAACCUCUCUGAUUACAUCGGAGAGUACAGUUACUUGGGGACCACUCUUCGCCAGGUGUCCAUAGAACCCAUGCCUUCGCUCCUGGAUGUCAGACAGCUCAUCGCCCUGUACGGGAUCUUGCCACUAGGUUCUGCAACGGUGCACGAGAAAGCUCCUCUGGUGAAGUCCCUGCUGCUGGCAGGGCCAUCCGGGGUAGGGAAGAAAAUGCUGGUCCACGCCCUCUGCACGGAAACGGGCGCCAACCUCUUCAACCUGUCGGCAGCGAACAUCGCUGGGAAGUACCCUGGCAAGAACGGCCUGCAGAUGAUGCUGCAUGUGGUCGUCAAGGUGGCCCGCGAGCUCCAGCCCUCCGUGGUCUGGAUCGGAGACACAGAGAAAACCUUCUACAAGAAAGUCCCCAGUGCAGAAAGGACGAUGGACCCGAAACGCCUCAAAAAACAGCUUCCAAAAAUCCUGAGACUCCUGAAACCGGACGACAGGAUUCUGAUUGUAGGGACAACCCAGCGCCCCUUCGAUGCCGAGCUUCAAUCUUUUUGCAAAGUUUACCAAAAAAUUAUUUUGGUUCCCAGACCAGACUAUGCUUCUAGAUUCGUUUUGUGGAAACAGAUCAUCCAACGCAAUGGAGGCAUCAUUACCAAUGCCCUGAAUAUCAGUUGCCUGGCAAAGGUCACCGAUGGCUUCACCCAAGGACACAUAGUCCAGGUGGUUAAAGGUGUGCUCACAGACCGCAGAAUCCGGCAGCAAACGUAUAAACCGCUCACGGCAGUGGAGUUUAUUGCAAUGCUAGCCAGCAUGAGUCCGGUGUACCAGGAGGAAGAAGAGAGCUUUAAGGACUGGUAUGCCAAAACCCCUAUGGGUAAAAAGCGAGCCUUGGCGCUAACAGAAGGGAACAUUGAAAAGGAAAAGGAAAAAGGGAAAAAGAAGGAAAAGAAAGGAAAAAAGGAGAAGAAGAAAAAGUAAUGCCUUUCUGAGGAACCAUCCUUGAGUGUCUCAGGGAUGGAGGUGGUCCUGACUCGCCGGGGAGAAGGCUCACCAUUGCCUGUCUGAAGAAGACUCAGGCCGACGCCCGGAGCUCGUCAGCCCCUGCAUUCACUCAGCUCUUUAGUGGGCUGUACACCAAGUUCGAUGACCCUCACCAUUGUUUGUAGAGUUUGUAAUUGUUGCUCAAACUGUGUAAAGUUUGUGUGUAACCAAAAUCCACGCCACACACAAUCUUUCCAUCUCAUCAGUGCUAGUCGCCAAAUUUCAGAUGCGAUAAAAACUACUCUAAUUUGACAACUAGUAAGUAACGAGUCUGUCACCAGCACUCCGGCUUUUCAUUAAUCCAUAUAUACUGUAUAUUCUCUUGCACAUAUUUUAAUACAUUAAUUCUUUGCUCUAUUAAUAUAUUUUAUAUAAUGGAAUAAAAACUGUUAUCUUUGAACUGA
Molecule: messenger RNA, 3190 nt
Organism: Canis lupus familiaris (dog)
Lineage: Eukaryota; Metazoa; Chordata; Mammalia; Carnivora; Canidae
Gene: DRC11
Product: IQ motif containing with AAA domain 1
Exons: 19
Coding region: 210-2723 (837 amino acids)
Molecular function (GO): protein binding; ATP binding; ATP hydrolysis activity
Source: RefSeq, a predicted model, not a curated record